GGAGAAAGAAAUAAACUUUAAAAAAAAGGGAAAAUAAAAAUGUCAGCAAACAACAAGCUAUAUAUCUCUCUGAUCAAAGCCGCCUCAGAUAAGAGUCAGUAUAGAGGUUUUCAGCUUUCAUUUCUCUCUCUCUUUCUCACUCUCAGAUUCAGUCCUCUAUCAAGUCUCUCAAAAACCUGCUACAAACCUAUAUACACUACAUAUACACACAUAUAUAUAUAUACUGUAUUUAGAUAAAGACUUUGAGAAAAUACCAAAAACCGUGUCUCUUUUAUCUAUUUAAAAAAAACAUACACACGAAUACACACAGUCACACAGUACUGACUCACCUUUAUAUCUCUCUCUCUCUCUCUUUCAGAAAUUAUUGGAGCUAUAGCUAGUUGAGUGAGCUGAGGGGAGAAGGGAGCUAUAGGGUAUAUAUGGGCAUCUUGCCAUUAUAGAUAUCAACCAAAAUAUAUGUGCUAAAAAGCAAAUCACAAACACCUAAAGCUCUUACAUCAACAACAACAAUAUGGAGUAGUAGUAGUAGAAGUUAGUACUAAAAUAAAAGGAAAAGAAAAAAAUCUCACAACAGAGUACUAGUAUGGAGAACAGUACUUCUUAACUAGUACUAGUACAACACACUUGUUACUAGGGUUUUUGAAUUCCAACAUCUCUGAGUUCCAAAAACUGUCACAAGUUUACAGAUCAAAGAUUUGUGGGAUCAUUUUUUGAUAAAAGUAGAAAAGGAAAGAAAAGGGCAAUGUUGGACUAUGAAUGGGGGAACCCAUCAACGAUUAUGUUCACCGGCGAUGAAACGACUCCAGACGUUGACCAGAAUCACCACCACCGGCAGCUGUUUGACCCUUACGCCACCCAAGCAUUCAGUGAUGCCGCCACCACGGCUCUUCUCAGCAACCCUAAUCCUCAUCAUCAUCAGUACGCCGCCGCCCACAACCACCACCACCAGCACAGCCACCUCUCUUUUCUUCAGCCGGAACACCCCGGAAACGCCGGCCAUUUGAGCUCGCUCUACGACCCACGCGCAACUUACGGCGGCGCGUCACCCUACACACACCACCCAGCUCAGGCUUCGUUGCUCUCCCUCGCGCCCGGCGGCCCAGCCGGGUACAUGGUGGUCCCCAAGAGCGAGCCGAUCGUGGACUUCAACACCACCGCCGCCGGCCGGAUUGGGCUGAACCUGGGCGGGAGGACGUAUUUCUCGUCGUCGGAGGACGAUUUCGUCAGCCGGCUCUACCGCCGUUCACGGCUGAUCGAGCCGGGUUCCAUCAACGCGCCGAGAUGCCAAGCCGAAGGCUGCAGCGCCGACCUCACAAACGCCAAACACUACCACCGGCGGCACAAAGUCUGUGAGUUCCACUCCAAAGCCGCCACUGUCAUUGCUUCCGGGUUGACUCAGCGAUUCUGCCAACAGUGCAGCAGGUUAUCAUUCAAAAUGACCCUUUUCACCCUACAACAUUUUUCUUUCCCAUCAAUAAUUUUUUGGUAAAGGAAUCGUCGUUAAGCUGGGGAGGAAGAAGGUUGGGUUUUUGAAUGACGAGAGUGCCCUCGGGAAAUGGCGCUGUUGCACUCUGGUUGGAUCACCAAUGGGGGGAUGGUGAUCCCGAGGGUAUAUGUGUCCGUAAAUUUUAUGUUUCCUCUUUUAAGUUUGCACUCUGGUUUACGAAUUUCUUGUACGUACGAUUUGCCCAUUUUGCCUGAUUUGGGAACUGCUACUUUUUCCAUUUCUGUUAAUCUCAUGAUGGCCAGUAAUAAUGGUGUACUUAGAAACCCCUUUUAAACAAAACGCAAAAAUAAAACAAAAAAAGACAAAAACCUAUUUUUUCCUUAAAAUUCGAUUAGUUGCAUGAAAUAUUAUUAAUGUUUGUAACAAAAAUGUGCGUCCACAGAUUCCAUCUCUUGUCGGAAUUUGAUAACGGCAAAAGGAGUUGCCGGAAAAGACUUGCUGAUCACAACCGUAGGAGGCGGAAAUCUCAGCAGAUGCAGCAACAACAACAACAACAUCAGAAUAGUUCUAGCCAGGAACAAUGCAACAAGCCACAACUUAAUCACGACAAUUCAAGUACGAUUUUUUAAACUAUAGAAGUCUUAAUUUUGUGUUCAUCUUGUGAUUUUUAUUCAAGAAGGAAAUGGAUUUUUUGAAGGGUCUCCACCAGAUUCUUCAUCAGGAGCUCAUUCAUCAUCAUCGGUGACCAUAGCAAUUUCACCACCAAGAAUUCCGAUGGAUUGUUUCAGGGAAAGCCGACCUUCAUCAUCAUAUCAAGGAGGAGGGGCCACGAAUUCAUCGGCAUCAACAAGCUCGCUAUUUUUCUCUGACGGAUUAUGACUUGGAUUGAUCAGAAUUUGCUAUUUUCUACAAACUUUGAGGUCAUCAAGUACGUUACGUACUACUACAUAAGUCUAUAAUCAAAAUAUAGCUAGUGGAAAUAACUUAGGGGAAGAUGAUCGUGCUCAUGGAUGAUAGGCGAAAUUUAUCCACCAUGCAACUAUAGGUCUUCUUCUGCUAAAAUUAAUUAAUUUAAUUAAUGAUGUUAUUGCUGCUUUUUUUAGUUUUUUUGAGUGUUGAGAAGGGUUGCGUAACAAGCUAGAAAAAAUUUGUAUCAGAAUUUACUGAUAGCUACUAUUAUCAUAUGUGUAACAACAUUUUUAAUUCAUCAAUCUAUCUCAUCAUUUGAUGUUCUUAAUAACCUCUUAAUCUCCCCAAAUUUCUCUACUUUUGGAAACUCUAAUUCAGUAUCUCCAUUUUUUUAGAUAUGGCAAUCCGUCUGUGUUUCGUGUUCUCACUUCUGAAUGUUUUUCGUGUUCUCACUUCUGAAUGUUAACACUUAAUUUUGUUUGUGCUUGUGUUGAUUUGGAUUAUUAAUGUUGUUUUCUUGUGUCUUGCUGGCGGUAACCGCUUAUUGUUAGACAAAAUGAAAUGUUAAUUUGUGCUGGUUGCAGUAGUGAUGAUAGGUUAAUAUUAGUAUUUUCGUGUCGUGUCAUAUAUUGUCAUCCUGUUGGCGAUUACUGCAUAUUAUUAGACAAAAUAUGAUGUUAAUUUGUGCUGGUUCCGAUGAUGAUAGAUUAAUGUUAGUAUUUUCAUGUCGUGUUAUAUAUUGUCAUCCUGCUGGCAAUUACUGCUUAUUAUUAGAUAAAAGGUGAUGAUACAAACACCGAAUCUGUGUGAUUAAUUAGGCAUGCAUGUUCAUUAAAGGGGUGAUUUGGAGACUAGGGAAGUGAUUAGUGUGCUCAAAUUAGGACAUGUGACAACAUAAUUAUCAUCAUGUUUGGUUGGGGGGCGGGGGUGGGUGUGUUUCCUAAUUACACAAAAUAACAAAAUGAUUGGGGCAAUUAGUUCCGGUAGCUUAAAUUGGAAAUGGGGCUGGUUGUGGCAGAGACUAUCAUGCAGAUCAAUUACCAUUUCUAGGGCGUUGCAUUAUUUUCUUUUGUCUGGUGCCUUCUACGGAUUAUUAUUCCCCACACGUAAAAAGGACAGUAAAUUUAAUUAAAAGGGUAAGUAAUGAAGAAUUGACCGUGCAGUAACACAACACAGUAAUAACAAAUACAGUACUGGAUUUCCUUUCCUUUUCCUUUGCAUUCCAUUCCUUUGGUCAUGGUAUGUAAACUAUGUAGUAUAUAUGAGAAGAAGAGGUCAAUAAGAAAGCUGUCUCCUGCAUGGGAGCUAUUUUUGAUGAACAAAAAGUGGGUCCAACCCAAUGAGCACAGACUAUGAAUGAUCAGAUCCAUUUUUAACAUGAUGAGUUCCUUCUUCUUCCUUUUUUAUUUUGUUUUUCUUUUUCAUUUUUUUGGGAUUUUUUUUUUUUUGGAGGGGGGAUUUUAUUCUUUUUACUGAAAAAGCAAUAUCGAAAUCAUGUGAUUAAGGACGUGGGUUUUGACAGAGAUGUUGUAGCGGACCCGGUCCCCUUUCAAGGACCUGCCUGACUGAUGACUGAGUAACUCUGGUGUGUGUGUGUGUGUGUGUGAGAGAGAGAGAGAGAAGAAGAAGGAAGAGAAGAAGAUGAUGAUGAUGAUGGCAAAUGGCAAAUGCCAGCACAAUGCCAUUAAUAUCACUUUCAGAGCUUCUCUUUUUAGAGAGUCUAGUUUUGUCGAGGGUAAAUGCCAGUAGUUUCAGUCUUUUAGAGGGGGGGGUGUGGGGGCAAAUCUGCAUCAUAUCUCUCAUCCUAAAUUUAUGUUGUUGGUUUACUUCUUGGCUCUUUUCUAUGUAACCUCUUUACAUACAUUGUAACAUGGGUGUCUUGUCCAGG
Oldenlandia corymbosa var. corymbosa is the source of this 4244-nucleotide messenger RNA. NCBI's taxonomy places the organism in Eukaryota, Viridiplantae, Streptophyta, Magnoliopsida, Gentianales, Rubiaceae. The record is from the annotation of a GenBank genome assembly.